CUGUGACGUAUCACCGCAUCAACAGUGCAUUCUGGGUCCGACCCAAGAUGGCUGCGCCCUUGUCGAAGUGCUGAAGAAGUGCAUCUCUGAAUCGCUGGAUUUGUGCGUGAAUUGCGUGGAAGUUGUCGCGCGAAAUCAUUCGAGCCGACGCCGGUACGUAGAGGGAGACCCGUGACAUCGAUCUGUGGGAGCAGCGCGUGGCCGUGGCAGCGUGUCCGCGUGAAGAUGGGCCUCGUCUCGAGCCUCUUCCCGUAGCGAGGAGCCGCGGGGAGAGGAGCCGCAGGAGCCACGCGCUCUCUCGCAGACACGCGCCCGGCCGUCCCGCUAGGACCCGACGGCUUCGACGUCGUAUCCAGACUGUGGUCGCUGCCCUACGGCUUCGUGUCCAGGAUCGUCUGUGCAGCCGUUUCUGUCCUCGUCCGGCGGAGAGUUUCCUCACCGCGGCUGGAACAGAGUCCCCGCGCACCAGCUGACAGGGCCCCCAUGAAAAUGGACUCUGAUUUGCCUCAUUCACCGGCCGUGAGCCUGGCUGAAGAAGAGGAGGCUGACACAAGUGACUGGAAGCUUCCGCUGGCCUUCAUGAAGAAACGUCACUUCGAGAAGAUUGAAGGCUCCAAGGCUUUAGCGCAGAGCUGGCGAAUGAAAGACAGGAUGAAGACGGUGAGUGUAGCACUGGUCCUGUGUCUCAACGUGGGAGUGGAUCCACCUGACGUGGUCAAGACCUCCCCUUGUGCGCGGCUGGAGUGCUGGAUAGAUCCGUUGUCCAUGAGCCCUCAGAAAGCCCUGGAGACUAUUGGGGCAAACCUGCAGAAGCAAUAUGAGAACUGGCAACCCAGGGCACGCUACAAGCAGAGCUUGGACCCCACCGUGGAUGAGGUGAAGAAGCUGUGCACGUCGUUACGACGCAACGCCAAGGAGGAGCGAGUUCUCUUCCACUACAAUGGCCAUGGAGUGCCACGGCCGACUGUCAACGGAGAGAUAUGGGUCUUCAAUAAGAACUACACACAGUACAUCCCUCUGUCCAUCUACGACCUGCAGACAUGGAUGGGGAGUCCAUCCAUUUUUGUCUACGACUGCUCCAACGCAGGAAUCAUUGUCAAGUCCUUCAAACAGUUUGCCCUGCAGAGAGAACAGGAGCUGGAGCAUCUACAGCAGACUCACCGCAUCAGCAGACUCAGUGCAUCAGCAACUCUAUACUGUGCGUACAAGAUGCAUGUGGCAGCCAUCAAUCCGAGUCACCCGCUUGCCCAGAUGCCCUUACCGCCCUCAAUGAAGAACUGCAUUCAGCUGGCUGCCUGUGAGGCCAGUGAGCUCCUGCCCAUGAACCCUGACCUCCCAGCUGACCUCUUCACCUCCUGUCUCACCACGCCCAUUAAGAUUGCCCUUCGAUGGUUUUGUAUGCAGAAGAGCGCCAAGUUGGUGCCAGGGGUGACGUUAGACCUCAUCGAGAAGAUCCCUGGUAGACUCAAUGACCGGCGCACCCCACUCGGAGAGCUGAACUGGAUCUUCACAGCCAUCACCGACACCAUCGCCUGGAACGUGCUGCCCAGAGAUCUGUUCCAGAAGUUAUUUCGCCAGGACCUGCUGGUGGCCAGUUUGUUCCGCAAUUUCCUGUUGGCAGAGAGAAUAAUGAGGUCGUACAACUGUACGCCGGUCAGCAGUCCACGUCUGCCUCCCACAUUCAUGCACGCCAUGUGGCAGGCGUGGGACCUCGCCGUGGACAUCUGCCUGUCGCAGCUGCCCACAAUCAUCGAAGAGGGCACUGCCUUCAGAGUUGUGACGGGAGUUAGUGCUGAGGACGGUGGACACGAGGAAACUACAGAGGAACAGCACAGUCCCUUCUUUGCGGAGCAGCUGACGGCGUUUCAGGUGUGGUUGACCAUGGGCGUGGAGAACCGAAAUCCUCCCGAGCAGCUCCCUAUUGUGCUCCAGGUCCUCCUGAGUCAGGUGCAUCGGCUGCGUGCUUUAGACCUGCUUGGACGUUUUUUGGACUUGGGGCCCUGGGCUGUCAGUCUGGCCCUCUCUGUGGGAAUCUUCCCCUAUGUAUUAAAGCUGCUCCAGAGCUCAGCCAGAGAGCUGCGACCACUGCUGGUUUUCAUCUGGGCCAAGAUCCUGGCUGUUGACAGUUCGUGUCAAGCUGAUCUGGUGAAAGACAACGGCCACAAGUACUUCCUGUCCGUGUUGGCUGACAGUUACAUGCCCGCUGAACACCGAACGAUGGCCGUCUUCAUCUUGGCCGUUAUUGUCAACAGCUAUAAUACAGGACAGGAGGCCUGUCUGCAGGGUAACCUAAUAGCCAACUGCCUGGAGCAACUGUCAGAUCCUCACCCCCUGCUCCGGCAGUGGGUGGCCAUUUGCCUGGGCCGAAUCUGGCAGAACUUUGACCCGGCGCGCUGGUGUGGGGUCCGGGACAGCGCCCACGAGAAACUUUACACCCUGCUGUCAGAUCCCAUACCUGAGGUGAGGUGUGCGGCCGUCUUCGCUUUGGGGACAUUUGUAGGAAACUCAGCAGAGAGGACAGACCACUCGACCACCAUCGACCACAACGUGGCCAUGAUGCUGGCGCAGCUCAUCAACGACGGCAGCCCGGUGGUCCGCAAGGAGCUGGUGGUUGCACUCAGUCACUUCUUGGUCCAGUAUGAGAGCAAUUUUUGCACAGUUGCUCUCCAGUUUAUAGAAGAAGAGAAGAACUACACAGUGCCAUCGCCGGCCAAUACAACAGAGCCUGGUAACCUGACCCCAGUGAGAGACUGUCCAGCCAUUCCACGCCUGCGAUCGGUCAACUCUUACACCAACAUCCGAGCUGCGCAAACCGUUCGCAAUCUGAACAAGAGCCUGCAGAACCUCAACCUCAGUGAAGAGGGUGGCCCAGCAGCCUUUUCCCCCGGGAACCUGAGCACCAGCAGCAGUGCGAGCAGCACUCUGGGAAGCCCUGACAACGACGAGUACAUCCUCUCCUUCGAAACAAUAGACAAGAUGAGACGGGUGUCCUCCUAUUCUUCCCUCAACUCCCUGAUAGGUGUGUCCUUCAACAGUGUUUACACUCAGAUCUGGAGAGUGCUGCUGCAUCUCGCUGCAGACCCUUUUCCCGAAGUAUCUGACCUGGCCAUGAAGGUGCUCAACAGCAUUGCAUAUAAGGCAACGAUGAAUGCUCGGCCUCAGAAGAUUCUGGACUCUGGAUCUCUCACCCGGUCAGCCCCAGCCAGUCCAACCAGCAAGGGCACACACAUCCACCAGGCUGGCGGUUCUCCUCCUAUGCCCAGCACCAGCAGCUCCAGUCUGACCAAUGAUGUGCCCAAACCCCCCACUCGAGAGCAGCCAAACACACGACUCCCUUACACCCCCACACUGGGUGGACAGGCACCCCACUCCCACCAGUUCCCCCGCACGCGCAAGAUGUUCGACAAAGGUCCUGAUCAGGCGGCUGAGGACGGAGACGAACCGGGUGGUCACAGGAACUACAUAAGCCCCGCCCUCCAGACGGGCCUGUGUGAUUGGAGUGCAAAAUAUUUUGCUCAGCCAGUCAUGAAGAUCCCAGAGGAGCACGAUUUGGAGAGUCAGGUGAGGAUGGAGAGGCAAUGGAGGUUCCUGAGAAAUGCGCGCGUGCGAAGACAAAGCCGAGCGAUCAUUCAACGAGGUAUUUCACGUCUGGAUGAUCAAAUAUUUAUCAACCGCAACCCCGGCGUACCAUCUGUGGUGAAGUUCCACCCCUUCAACACCUGCAUAGCCGUGGCCGACAAGGACAGCAUCUGUUUCUGGGACUGGGAGAAGGGGGAGAGGCUGGACUACUUCUACAACGGAAACCCUCGUUACACGCGUAUCACGUCCAUGGAGUACCUGAACGGACACGACUGCUCGCUGCUGCUCACUGCAACAGACGAUGGAGCGCUGCGCAUCUGGAAGAACUUUGCUGAUCAGAAGAACCCAGAGAUGGUGACGGCAUGGCAGGGCCUGUCCGACAUGCUGCCCACCACCCGAGGUCAGCCCUCCGCCAGCGUUCACAGUCUGGCCAGAAGGGUCUCCAUCUAUCUUGACAGGAGUAAACAAGGAGGAGCAGGCAUGGUGGUGGACUGGGAGCAGGAGACGGGUCUCCUCAUGACUUCCGGAGAUGUGAGAGUCAUCAGGAUCUGGGACACUGACCGAGAGAUGAAGGUCCAGGACAUCCCAACAGGAGCAGACAGCUGUGUGACCAGCCUGUCAUGUGAUUCUCAGCGUUCCCUCAUUGUUGCCGGUCUGGGUGACGGAUCAGUGCGUGUUUUCGACAAAAGGAUGGGCCCAAAUGAAUGUCGGAUUAUGACCUACAGGGAGCACGGAGCCUGGGUGGUCAAAGCCCAUAUACAGAGGGAGACUGAUGGACACAUUAUCAGUGUCAGUGUUAACGGGGACGUUCGAUUUUUUGAACCACGGACACCGGAUGCUGUCAACGUGCUGCAGACGGUGAAGGGAUUGACAGCCCUGGACAUCCACCCACAAGCCAACCUGUUUGCCUGUGGCUCAAUGAACCAGUUCAUCGCCGUCUACAACGCUAACGGAGACGUGAUCAGCAAUAUAAAAUACUACGACGGCUUCAUGGGACAACGGAUUGGAGCCAUCAGCUGUUUAGCUUUCCAUCCUUACUGGCCCCACCUGGCGGUAGGCAGCAAUGACUACUACAUGUCCAUCUAUUCAGCAGAGAAGAGGCUCAGAUAACACCCCCCCCCCCCCCACACACACACACACACACACACACACCACCACCUCCUCCACGUAUGACUUCUGACCCUAAACCUUGAGCGCUGGGAUAUAAGUGACAUUUUUUGUUGUAUAUAUGCAAUUGCCACCUAGAAUGUUCUUGUGACAGCUGCUGGGAAAAAAACACACACAUGCUAUGAACGAGUAUACAUACAUACAU
Molecule: messenger RNA, 4891 nt
Organism: Thalassophryne amazonica
Lineage: Eukaryota; Metazoa; Chordata; Actinopteri; Batrachoidiformes; Batrachoididae
Gene: rptor
Product: regulatory associated protein of MTOR, complex 1
Exons: 38
Coding region: 484-4689 (1401 amino acids)
Biological process (GO): positive regulation of protein serine/threonine kinase activity; cellular response to amino acid stimulus; TORC1 signaling
Cellular component (GO): cytoplasm; TORC1 complex
Molecular function (GO): protein binding; protein-macromolecule adaptor activity
Source: RefSeq, a predicted model, not a curated record